Jaculus jaculus (lesser Egyptian jerboa) is the source of this 1104-nucleotide messenger RNA. It is a transcript of the gene Rprm, whose product is annotated as reprimo, TP53 dependent G2 arrest mediator homolog. Gene Ontology annotation, biological process: regulation of mitotic cell cycle. Gene Ontology annotation, cellular component: cytoplasm. The coding region runs from base 273 to 602 and encodes 109 amino acids. NCBI's taxonomy places the organism in Eukaryota, Metazoa, Chordata, Mammalia, Rodentia, Dipodidae. The transcript has 2 exons. The record is from RefSeq and is a predicted model, not a curated record.
AGCCGAGCGAGCGAGCGAGCGAGCAGCGAGAGAGAGAGAGCGCCGGGAGGGAACGCGCACCAGCGCCAGGGCAGGAGCGCACGGAGCACACUGCGAGGCGCCUUGGAGAGGCUUCUGGGACACUCACGGCGCGGGGACUUUGGAGAGCGCCAGGAGCCCCCACGCGCGAGCGCGGGGCAGUGUGCAGGGAGCGCUCGGCGCUGCACCUGUUCCUCCCGCGCCUUCGCCUUCGCCUUCCCUCGGAGCCGCGCCCGCCCCGCUCUCGCCCAGACAUGAAUUCGGUGCUGGGCAACCAGACCGACGUGGCGGGCCUGCUCCUGGCCAACAGCAGCGAGGCGCUGGAGCGCGCCGUGCGCUGCUGCACCCAGGCGUCGGUGGUGACCGACGACGGCUUCGCCGAGGGCGGCCCGGACGAGCGCAGCCUGUACAUCAUGCGCGUGGUGCAGAUCGCGGUCAUGUGCGUGCUCUCGCUCACCGUGGUCUUCGGCAUUUUCUUCCUCGGCUGCAACCUGCUCAUCAAGUCCGAGGGUAUGAUCAACUUCCUGGUGAAAGACCGGAGACCGUCCAAAGAGGUGGAAGCGGUGGUCGUGGGGCCCUAUUGACCGGGCCCUCCCGUCCAGGUGGCGGCAGGCAUCCGCAUGCCUCCCGCCCCUCGCCGGCCCCGCUGCGCCCCUCAACCAUCACAGACCCGGCCCAGCAGACCUGUCGGGGAGUCCGGGAUUUCUCGCGACUAACUUCUGCCUUCCGGGAACAAGUGACCCACUUCUGAUCGCCCUCCGAAAGGCCCCAGCCAGGCUGGGGAAGAAAAGCACCCUGACUUCUCGACCCAGCAGCAGGUGGCAAAAGAGGAGGAUGAGGGCGCAGAACUUUGGAAGCUGCUGGUGGCCUGAGAGACUGGGAGGACCGACGGGGCGAAGGCCGCCUUCCACCUGCUGCAGGGGGCUAGCGUCCAGCUCAGCCCGGGACAAAGACCCAGCAUAGAAUUCCUAGCUCGUGACUGCACGGUUUACGCCACAAAAGUGCUCUUGAUAUCCGUGACACCGUUUCGACUUUAUUUUUUUUUCCUUAUUUAACGUUUCCUUAAUAAAUGUAACAUUCAAGUGC